AUGAACUUUACGCCACCAUUUGCUAGAUCGCCAGCAUGCAGUAUCGAGCCAUUAGACGACUACGAAACACCAAGAGCUCCGUUGCUCCGUCAGGUAUCACUUGACGAAGAAAGACAAGAUGACUGCCAGGGGCACUGGCGAGGACCUUACCUGGAGGGGGAAGAAGAAGAGAAAGGAGUCCGACUGUUCAGAGCGAUGCUGCUGCAGCAUCUGAGAUUGGAGGAAUUAAGGCCACCACCUUGUCUGUUAGUUCCAGCAACUCCUGAUCCAAGAGGUUGGUGGAUGUAUUGGAGGGAUUGGCGAUCUCUUGAGAAGGCGGCGAGAAGGUUCCGAGAAACAAAGGCACAAGCGAGACUCGCCGUCAGAGCUGAGCAUAUUCCUUUGCUGAGUCUUGAUGAAGUUGCCUUUGAGGAUAUCAUGCAGGAACUGUGCCAAGCUUGUGUCCAUGCGGAGCAGAGGGCGUUAGUUGUUCUGGUGUUUUUGUGCGAAGUCUGCGCACGCGCUGUGAGAGUAGGGGGGUGGUGUCGAGCUGCCGACUGGGCUGCAAGACAUGUGGCACAAUGCGCGACACCUUGGGCUAUAAGGCAUGGUGGAUGGAGUAACGUGGUGGAACGAGUGAGUGGAACUAGAAGAGAUGAUACUAUAUUAGCUGGAGCUGCUAUUGCUGCGUUGCUGGCAUUCCUCCUAUUUUGUAAGACACGACUGCGGCUUACCAUUCUAUAA
Molecule: messenger RNA, 723 nt
Organism: Leptosia nina
Lineage: Eukaryota; Metazoa; Arthropoda; Insecta; Lepidoptera; Pieridae
Source: the annotation of a GenBank genome assembly